AUGCCCAAAACAAUCGCAAGUCGUCGCGGUCGCUUCUUAGGUCCGUACCGCUUCGCUCCAUCCGAACCUCCCGAUGACAGGUCCGAUGCAGCAGCAGCAGCGCGUGGCACGACCCUCACGCCUCGGACUGGGCCCAAACCUCGCAUCAAAGGAUACGAACUGGUCUUUUUAGUAAAUUGGCUCGAUCUCUGCAUAUUGCAGGGAGAUGACGAUCAAUUCCAGGAAACGCUGGUCAAGGAGUUCCAGAAGAGGUUCGGACGCGUUGUGAACGCGAAAACUGCCGAAGGAAAAGUCGUCGUAAACCUGCAAGAAUUGGCAGGCAGAAUAGGGUCCAAGUAUGUCAGCAAAAGAGAGGUUCUUUCCAAGGGUAGCCGAUGUAUCGAGUGGCAUCGCGCGCCUGAAGAGCUGGUAUUUGAAUACAAUACCAUGCGACAAGAGUUGGGGCUUCCUCUCAUCAUCGCCGACGAAGAAGAGACGGAGCGGAAUAAACUAUUUCGAGCUUCAGACUCAGAAACGGCCUCGACUUCAGUGGCAGAAGAAGAGCCGGAGCUAGGAUCGAUAUCAGAACCACGACCAAGCUCUUCUUCACGACCUUCACCUUUUCGGCAUCGACCAUCCUCUGCUGCGAAGAAUGGCUCUUCAACUUAUAGAAGUAAAGCGAAAACCACGAAAACCACGAUUACAAAGACCAUCACACCGCCUGUCUCAGUCCCAGCCCGAGCGGAGUUAGAAGUUGCCGAAAGUCAAGAUUCUAGUGAAACAGAUUCCACUGUUGCAAGCAAAGAGCUUGAGGAGACCGAUCAAACAGACCAGACCGAUCUUUCUCAAAUGAACUGGCAAACUACCGGGGAACAGCAAGGCGCGAUCGGACUCCCCCGAAAUGGUCGAGAUAACAAGAUCAAUUUACUUUCAAAUAUGAUAUCGUGGUUACUGCAGCGUCACAGAGAUGGUUGGCUCGGCUCAGACGCCGAGCUGGCGCGUUUGGAGAGCGUACGUAAAGAGGUGGUCAGCGAACGUGACAAUGUUUUUGAAUCACUUUUGAACGAAUUGACUGGGGAAGAAAGGAAAACGACCAAGUUCCAGAGUAUCAUAAAAAGCGUAGUCGGCAGAAUCAGCGUUAUCGAGCCCGAGACAGUACAUGCGCCCCAGGCUCCAUUUACGAAAGCGAUCGACGGCGAAUGGAGGUUGUUGUGGGAACGAUGUAGACUAUUGACACGGACGAUUUUGGUUGACCGGAAAUUCACAGAGCCAGACUUCCAGCGACUGUACGAAUCGAUCGAUGUAACCUUCUCAAGCGAUCUGCAUUAUAAAGCCAUCAUUCAACAGAGUGCCGAAUACCGUACUGCCCACGAAAGCGACGUGCUCCUUAAGCUUCACGGUUCACUGGCCCGUCUACUGUUUAUAUUUGUUUUCGAAUAUCCGACACCGCUUCUCGAAAGCCAACAUUCAGAAUUGCUCAAACAUUUAUAUACCAUGAUUGGUGCAGCAGGGGACAUGUCCGAGGUCAAGCGCUUGGACUUGCUUGCAACCGAGAUGCUGCUCAAAGAGGACCGAGUUCAAAACACCUUGAUACACCAAAAAGCACAGCAGAGAUCUUCCUGGAUAAGCCAGAUGCUCGGGCUCAAUUCGUCGCCAGAUCCAUAUGACACGAUCGCUGGGGACCUGAGGGAGCUUUGCUACCGUGCGAUCAAACUCUACUCACAGCUUUUGGUGAGUCCAUUGGAAUACUGUAUCCAUUUUUUCCCGCAAGGAACAACAUUCGAUGAGCCUUCUAUGAAGGUGGAGGACGCGUUUGGGAAUGCACUGCCAACAUCGCGGUGCAUUGGCAGGACAGUCCGAUUAUGUCUGUUUCCGGCAAUUUGGCAAUAUUGUGACCAGCCUUUGAAUCAGACUAGGGAUGUUGCCGAUGCCUUGACGGUAAAUAGGAAAUUUCUCAGAACGCACAUGGGCGAUUCGAAGGUCCAUCUAUCACUGGUUUCGAAGGCAGUGGUGCUUCUUGAGUAG
Molecule: messenger RNA, 2004 nt
Organism: Didymosphaeria variabile
Lineage: Eukaryota; Fungi; Ascomycota; Dothideomycetes; Pleosporales; Didymosphaeriaceae
Exons: 4
Coding region: 1-2004 (667 amino acids)
Source: RefSeq, a predicted model, not a curated record